ACACGGACCAAGUCACGAAGCGAAGAUCCCCUCUUCUGAAUUUAACACCCUCCCAAACGAUCUUUGCUCAAGCAUGGUACAGAUUUGGGGCAACAUCAGCAGGGAUGGAUCUCGAUGCUUUAUGACUGGCCUUGUAAUGGUUAGGAUACAGCCAUUUGCCAAGUGACAUGGGACACACUAAUAUCAGCCUUGGUACAUUUGUGGGCAGCUGGAUCCAGUACUGACGCCGACACUGAUCUUUGGCACGCAAUGCCAGUACUAAACCAUUCUAACCCUGCCAUUGUCCUUAAUGGCACCGACGUAGCACCUGAGAAGUGUUGGCUGGCACUGCUCACCCUUUUGGUCAUUGUGCCCACUAUUGGAGGCAAUAUCUUGGUCAUUUUGGCCAUCUCUCUGGAGAAGAAGCUGCAAAAUGCAACCAACUACUUCCUCAUGUCGCUGGCUGUGGCAGAUUUGCUGGUUGGGAUUUUUGUGAUGCCCAUCGCUCUUCUCACCGUCCUCUUCAGACCGGUGUGGCCGCUCCCCCAGUGCUUGUGUGCCAUCUGGUUAUUUUUGGACGUGCUGUUUUCCACAUCUUCCAUCAUGCAUUUGUGUGCCAUUUCACUGGAUCGCUACAUUGCCAUAAAGAAACCCAUCCAGGCCAGUCAGUUUAACUCCAGAGCAAAAACACUCAUCAAGAUUGCAGUGGUGUGGCUGGUAUCAGCGGGCAUUGCUGUUCCUAUUCCAAUCCAAGGUCUCCUUGAUCCAAACACAAUCUUCACUACAAACAAGACCUGUGAGGUUCGAACAGAACACUUCAAGUAUUUUAUCAUCUACGGAUCUAUGGCUGCUUUCUUUGUCCCAUUUGGCAUCAUGGUGGUUAUUUAUUUCCUGACCAUUCACUUACUUAGAAAGAAGGCCUAUCUUAUUAAGAACAAGCCACCUCAGCGUCUAAACUGGUCUACAGUGUCUACAGUAUUUCAGAGGGAUGUGACUCCAGGAUCUUCACCAGAGAAGAUGGCCAUGCUGGAGAGGAAAGACAGGGUCAUGACUGUCAACAGCGACGAAUUUCCCAUUCGCAGACUAUCCAGCGCGGGGAAAAAAUCCAUGCAAACAAUCACCAAUGAACAAAGGGCUUCAAAAGUCUUGGGUAUAGUUUUCUUUCUUUUUGUAUUCAUGUGGUGCCCGUUCUUCCUAACAAAUGUGGCUUCUGUGUUGUGUGACCCAGAUGACUGCGACCCCGAUGUAAUUAAGAUGCUCAUGGAGAUUUUUGUCUGGGUGGGUUACAUUUCCUCCGGUGUCAACCCACUGGUCUACACUCUUUUUAAUAAAACUUUCCGAGAUGCCUUUGGACGAUACAUCACCUGCAACUUCCGUGGAAUGCGAUCAGUGAAAAUCCUACGGAAUUGCUCUAGCCGCAUCUCAUUCAGGAACUCCAUGGCUGAGAAUUCUAAACUAAUCAUGAAACAUGGGAUGAGGAAUGGGAUUAAUCCGGGUAUGUACCAGAGUCCCCUGAGACUAUGCAAUUCUCAGAUGGAAUCCUCGGCUAUCUUGCUUGAUACAUUACUACUGACUGAAAACGAAGCUGGGAAAACCGAAGAGCAAGUCAGCUAUGUGUAAGGCGUGUACAAGAGACCUUAUUAACAGGUGCAAGCUGUAAUGGCCAACAUAAUCUGCAGUGUUUAAACAUAAUUUAUAAAUAUUCAAAAAUGUUGGCCAAAGAAUAACUUGUACAGCAAUGAGCCUUCUAGGCUCCAUUUCAAAUAGCAAAAGUCUGACUUGUCAGGCAAGGUCAUGUAUGAGAGGACUGAUUGUGAUUAUUCUACAAUGCACUGGCACCUGCUCAACACCUGAAAGACCUUAACUGGCUGAAAGCAAAUGGAUUACUGUGGUUGAAAAGCGGAUAUUGUAGCUGGAAGGCCGUAGGCAGAGGUUGUGAAAAGGAAGAUUGUCACAGUAGUCAUAAAAAGAUGCUGAUAGUAGAAGAAUCAGCAUCCGUUAAACGAAGAUGACUAUUUUAGGGUGGUGCACUGCAUCUACCAGAACAUUUGUUUCUGCUUUAGAAGCUUUGGAAGGGCUAGUCUACGGGACAGCACCACAAACUGAUCUCAGGACUGCCUAAUUUGUUACUGCCUCUAGAAUCUGCACUUGAUUAAUCAUAAAAAGUUUGUGUAUGAAUCUAAACAGGGUUUAAACCUUCAUGUCCUGUCCAUGCGCGCACACUGAUUGGUCGGAUACGGUGACUGCACAGUCAGGAUGUGACAGCACUGGGUCACUUUGGCAGGCCUUGCCUGCUUACUUUGUUGUGGUUGUUUUUGUUGGUUUCUACAGACUGACAGACAAUAAACCUACGUAUGUUUUAAAGUCAAACCA
This is a messenger RNA of Spea bombifrons (plains spadefoot toad), 2352 nucleotides long. RefSeq names its product 5-hydroxytryptamine receptor 2B (gene HTR2B). The record is from RefSeq and is a predicted model, not a curated record. The transcript is spliced from 3 exons. Gene Ontology annotation, molecular function: neurotransmitter receptor activity; G protein-coupled serotonin receptor activity. Gene Ontology annotation, biological process: regulation of behavior; G protein-coupled receptor signaling pathway, coupled to cyclic nucleotide second messenger; smooth muscle contraction. Gene Ontology annotation, cellular component: dendrite; plasma membrane. The coding region runs from base 250 to 1599 and encodes 449 amino acids. Lineage: Eukaryota; Metazoa; Chordata; Amphibia; Anura; Pelobatidae.